AUGAAUGUUUUGAAACAUACUCGUGAUGUGCGCUUGCUGCAUUCAUACAAACUCAGCCGCAACAAAGGUCGCUGGACGAAGGACGAGCACGAGCGGUUUCUCUCCGUGGCGGGACAGUUGGGCAAAACAACAGAAAGCUGGAAGUGGAUUUCUAAGUUUGUCGUUACGACGAGGUCGCCUGCUCAGGUCCGCACCCACGCGCAGAAGUACUUUCAGAGAAUUGGUCAGGGGCGCCCAUUCCCCGACGAGAACGAAGAAGAAAAACGAAAGGAAGACCAAGAGGACGACCGUUCUACCGCUGCAGGGGAAGCACCACCACCGCAAAUCAUGGCAACUCCCGACGAUGCUCGUUGCCACUCGCCCCCGUCCAGUGGACUGAUGGCGGUGGUAAAGGUGCCGUCCGUGGUCUCGCUGAUCAAUAGCUACGACGACUGUGGCGGUUUCCCCCAGGCCGGCGGCAUCCCCGCUCUGCCACCGUCGUUGUGUUCCCCGUGCGGGCUCUUUCCAGGAUUUACCCCCGAACAGGGCUGGCAAGACUCUUCUCUGGACCCGCACGUGGCGGCAGCAUCGGCGGAAACGGCGGCAGGGGCGGCUGCGCUCGGUCACGACUUGGACAGAGGCAUGUUCUUGCCCAGCGGCGGUAGUGGAGAGGGAUCAUCGGCUCCGCCACCGCUGCCACCGCUAUGGAGCGGCAUCGGAGAUGCCAGCGGGGCCAGCUGUUGCGGAUCGCUCUCGAUGCCCUAUGACGGGAGCAGCGGCUCUCCUCUGGACAACUGGUACGGAAAAAGAUGGGGAUGCGGCGUGCUGACGGUAGAAUUCAUGCAAUUGUUUCAUGUUAUCACGUUCGCGUGCGCGAUGCAUCCGCUUUCAUGUUUCAAUGUUUCUCGAUGUUGCUCGUGGUCUGUGGAGGUCGGAUGA
Molecule: messenger RNA, 918 nt
Organism: Ectocarpus sp. CCAP 1310/34
Lineage: Eukaryota; Phaeophyceae; Ectocarpales; Ectocarpaceae
Source: the annotation of a GenBank genome assembly